Molecule: messenger RNA, 777 nt
Organism: Carica papaya (papaya)
Lineage: Eukaryota; Viridiplantae; Streptophyta; Magnoliopsida; Brassicales; Caricaceae
Source: RefSeq, a predicted model, not a curated record
CAAAUCUCAUCCUUCUCACCGCCUUAAUUUCCUCGAUAAUGGAAAUCCAUCUCUCUCAAUCAUCAAUUCUCCGAUCUUUCAUCUCCAUCUUCCUCAUCUCUAUCACCCUCUCGUCGUGCCAUGUCGAGUGCAUGUUAAACCAGCGGACUGUCAAGGAUGCGAAAGAUCAAAGGUUUCGAGUUCUUAAAGAUGAUAUUAUCGAUUCGGAUUGUUGGCCCUGUGAGUCCGAAACUGGUGCAAGGAGUAGUCAUGUUUAUUACGAUAACGAGCAAAUUCCCAGGCGAUUCAUCUCCAGAAAUCGGAUCCUGCUAUCUGCAAGAGGCAAUGCGCCGAAGGUUUUGUACUAAGGAAUACGUUUAUCCGAAAGAAAACUGCCCUGCUUGUGAGCCAUGCAAUGGAUCCAGUGGUAGCGAUGACAAACCAAAAUUUCGUUCCCGGUGGAACACUAUGAUGGUCUGCAAAUCCAGUGAGCUGGGAAUUCUUCAUUUUUAUAGAACUGUUGAAGUUAUGAUGAGCUGUGAGCUUAUGAGUUACAGAUAAAUAAUGAUCAGAAAAGAGAGUACAGAUGAAGAAGUAAUAAACCCAAGAAAAUAGUCAGUGCCCGAAACCUUCUAAAGAAAACUUUGUUAAACUACGUGUUGAUCGAAAGCGAAAAUAAGCUUCAAGGGAAGCUCUGUGAUUGAACAAACCUAGAGAGAGAAGGUUGAAGAGAGAGAGGGCAGCAAAACAUAGCAAGCUUAUGUAGCUGCCUCUGUUUUACUGUUCUGCAGAGACAUG